AUGGAUAUCGACGACGAUGAUGAUUUCUACGCGCCCGAUGAGCCAGAAACCACCCAGGCUCCUGCGCCACAAGCCAACGCAACUGUGCAGCCCGCCGCGCAACAUGACGAGGAUCUGGAAGAGGGCGAAGAAGAAGAUGAAGGCGCGGAAAUGGAUGAAGAUGAUUCAGACAUUGACAUCAUUACAGAGCGGAAAGAUGGCACAAAGGCUCCUCCGCCAACUCAAUCAAAAUAUAGCGACAUAAGAAACAUUCCGCAACGGACGACUUCAAGCGAUGCUGCCGUGAAACCUGCCGUCAAGAAGGACGAGGCAAGUCCUGCAUCUGGUGCAGAGUUGCCGGCUGUCUCGACAUCCAAGAUUGACGUCAAUGCUAUACCAAUCCACAAGGGCACGGGGAAGCCCAUCACACAGGUCAACAUUGAUGAAGACUUGCCAGAAAAUGAUAAACCCUGGCGAAAGCCGGGUACCGACAUUAGCGAUUAUUUCAACUAUGGUUUCGACGAAUUUACGUGGGCACUCUAUGCAGCCAAGCAGGAUGGUAUUCGCGGAGAGUACAGCUCCGAUGCAAUUGCUCAGAAUAACAAGAAGAUGAUGGAAGAGAUGCAAAUGAUGAUGAUGGGAGGUAUGCCUGGCGGAGCUGCUGGUGCCAUGCCAGGGAUGCCAGGCAUGGACGGCAUGCCACCAGAGAUGCAGCAAAUGAUGCAGCAGAUGAUGCAGUCCGGCAUGGACCCAAGUCAGAUGGAUCCCUCGGCCAUGUUUGCAGGAAUGCAAGGUGCUGGAGGUGCCUCUGGCCAAGGAGGUCAAGGCCAAAAUUUUGCUGGUGCUCAAGGCUUUGGAAACCAGCAAGGCCAAGGCUACGGUUACGAUCAAGGGAUGGGCCGCGGCAACUUUGGCAACCGAGGGCGGCGGGGUCGUGGGAACUGGUAA
Molecule: messenger RNA, 927 nt
Organism: Pestalotiopsis fici W106-1
Lineage: Eukaryota; Fungi; Ascomycota; Sordariomycetes; Amphisphaeriales; Sporocadaceae
Exons: 3
Coding region: 1-927 (308 amino acids)
Cellular component (GO): mRNA cleavage and polyadenylation specificity factor complex
Molecular function (GO): RNA binding
Source: RefSeq, a predicted model, not a curated record